GUUGGGUCAGCCGUUCACAAAAAUGGAGCUGAAAUACAUCCUUCUCUUCACAGCCAUCUAUAUCGUUUUCCGCGUUCUCAAGAGCCGUGCCUCUGACCCCGCUGCCACCAUGCCCCACGGAAAAGUCGUCGAGGUUGACAACCCUGUCAUCUUCAAAGCCCUCACCUCCUCCGGUCCCGUCGUCGUCGACUUCUUCGCAACCUGGUGCGGUCCCUGCAAGGCCGUUGCCCCCGUCGUUGGAAAGCUCAGCGAAACCUACGCCAACGUGCGCUUCAUCCAAGUGGACGUCGAUAAGAACCGCCAGGUCGCGCAAGAUAUGAACGUGCGAGCCAUGCCGACGUUCAUUGUGUUCAAGGACGGCCAGCCAUACGGAGACCCCAUUGUGGGCGGUGACAUGAAGGCCCUGGAGGCUAGAAUCAAGGAAGUCGCGGCAUAGAUGUUACACUGGGAGAUGGGAUCAGGACAACGCUGAUAGAUGGGCAGAUCCUGUGCUGGAGGAAAUCGCAAUGAUUACGAACAGUUGAUCCACCAAUGUACCGUAUAGAGUCCCGUGCCAUGGAGAGUUGUAAAUAUACCCGUUCGGUCAUGUUCAGCCUGCACGCUACUCUGUUGUAGCUAGCGUGUUUUUUUACCCACAUUAGCUCCUGAUCCUUACUAUAUGACUCCUUACUACCCCUUCGACUGGUAUGUAUGGCCAUAGGGUGUGGAGAACAGGACUUCACGUCCGCUAAACCGUCCCUAACCCACCUGUGUACACGAUGAAGUGCCCGGCGAAGUGGUGCACCCGAAAUCACAAAUGUAAUAUAGCCCUGGAUUUGGUUUAUCUUCCUUCCC
Aspergillus pseudonomiae is the source of this 834-nucleotide messenger RNA. RefSeq names its product thioredoxin family protein. The record is from RefSeq and is a predicted model, not a curated record. Bases 23 to 436 code for a protein of 137 amino acids. The transcript has 3 exons. Lineage: Eukaryota; Fungi; Ascomycota; Eurotiomycetes; Eurotiales; Aspergillaceae.